Racocetra persica is the source of this 133-nucleotide messenger RNA. The record is from the annotation of a GenBank genome assembly. NCBI's taxonomy places the organism in Eukaryota, Fungi, Glomeromycota, Glomeromycetes, Diversisporales, Gigasporaceae.
ACGUUAAGAUUCACGAAUAUUUUGAACCUUCUAUGGUGCAGAUGAUACAGGUAAUCUUUAUAAGAAAGAAAUAUUCGAUAUUUCAUGAAUGGGAAUUAAAAAUAAAAGUGCCGACUUGGUCACUGCUAAUGGA